CUCAUGUUCCCUCGGUGCAGCUCACGACGGACUGAGUGACUGUCGUCAGAAACAAACUAGUGAAACUGAGCUUAAUUAUUCGGUUAUAGCAAACCUUUUGUUUCGGGAUGGAGAUAUUCGGCAGCACCUUUGAUGACUCUGUGUUUUCAGAGCCCAGGGAGCGGGUGUGUGAGUCUCUGUCGUCUUAUAACGCCAAACUGUGUGAACCAGAGUGGUUUUGUGAGAGCACCGCUCUAAAUACGGACGACUCUUUGGAGAAGCAGAAAGUGUUCAAGUUCAGAGGUGACCUGGCUUUGAGACAAGGGAAUUAUCAGAGAGCCCUGGAUGCAUACAGCAGCUGCCUGCAGUGGAUCGCAGACAACAACUUGACCAUCAGGCGAGAUGUCCUGGAGGGAAUGGCUCGAUGCUACACCAGGCUGGGACAAAGGGAACAGGCGCUGGAGUUAGCUGAAUUAUUGAACAAAGACGCCGCCAACACCUGCCACCUCACCAGUCUCCUGCUGCUUAAAGUCAGUAUCUACCAGCACUUUGGCUCUGUGGGUACACAGAUGUCCUGUCUGCAGCAGCUGUGCAGCCUGCUGCCCUUUAACCCCUGGCACUGGUUUAGCCUGGGACAGACAUAUUUAAAGCUGCUGGACAAUGACUCAAACACAGGUACAGUUCACUUCUUUGCAUCAGAGGCUGUGAAUGGAGAGGCAGAGGAGAACCAGGAGGGGGCAGCAGAGCUCACUGAGGACAGAGUCUGGCUAAGAGCUUGCAUCUGUUUUAUUAGGACAAGACUCCUGUUGAGAAUCCUCCGGCAGCAGCAGUCUUCCUUUGUGUUGCAGCGAGGUGAAAAGGCUCUACAGAUUACAGAGGAAGUGCUACAACAACUAAAUCCUAAAGAAACAACAAUCCAGGCUCUCAUUGAGGUGAUGUCAGAGGACCUGAUCCCAGAGAAGAUGAGGGAGGACUACCAGGAUGGGGAGAGCCUGUCCUCUGUGUGUUUGCAGAGCUUCAGGGAGCGUUGGUGGAACAGAGUUUUACUGACAGGAGUGUUACAGACUGAUGGGCCACCAGUUAAAUCUUAAUACUCCUGUAAUAAAUGUUUGCAUCGAUGCUGGCAAACAGGAGAAGAUUUGAGACCACGCUGAAGAUGUUUCAAACAAAUAUUUAUUCUAGAUACUUAAAAAAGGAUCAAUAACACUGUUGCAGUAUAUGUAGUGUUAUUUGACGGCCAAAAUACAAGUAAUGUAAAUGAAGUAGUUCAUGGUACCUCUGAGUAUUACAUGUACAACACAAUGUGCACUGUAAGUGAUCAGUCUUGUUUAUAUUUUAUUAUCUAUGUCUUGGUUGCUUUAUUGACUCUAUGAAUUGUCAUAUCCCCAAACUAAUAAAUGUGUUUUUAUAAUAUA
Molecule: messenger RNA, 1394 nt
Organism: Girardinichthys multiradiatus
Lineage: Eukaryota; Metazoa; Chordata; Actinopteri; Cyprinodontiformes; Goodeidae
Gene: c3h8orf76
Exons: 8
Coding region: 108-1070 (320 amino acids)
Molecular function (GO): protein binding
Source: RefSeq, a predicted model, not a curated record